AUGCAAUACAAUCCCGUCGUAGUUGAACAACUUAUUCUUUGCUGUGAAUGUGGGACAGCUAUUACUCCAAACCCUUCAAAUAAGUGUAUCAAUUGCAUUCGUAAUGAGGUUGACAUUACUGAAGGCAUUCCAAAACAAGCUACUUUACAUUAUUGUCGAAAUUGUGAAAGAUACUUGCAACCACCAAAUAUCUGGGUUUUAGCGGGGCUAGAAAGUCGUGAAUUGUUGGCGUUAUGCCUUAAAAAAUUAAAAGGACUAAAUAAAGUACGAUUAAUAGACGCUGGUUUUAUUUGGACUGAACCUCAUUCAAGAAGAAUUAAAGUUAAAUUAACAAUCCAAAAAGAGGUUUUUGUAUCAACAAUUUUGCAACAAAUUUUUGAAGUAGAAUUUGUUGUGAACUAUCAACAAUGUGGUGAUUGCGCACGUAUAAUGGCAAAAAAUACGUGGCAAUCAAUGGUACAAGUUAGACAAAAAGUCAACCACAAAAGAACUUUUUUGUUCUUGGAACAAAUUAUUCUUAAGCAUAAUGCACACAAAGAGACUAUAAAUAUCAAAGAGGUCAAGGAUGGUCUCGAUUUUUUUUAUUCCAACAGAUCUCAUGCUGUUAAAAUGGUGGAGUUUUUAAAUGCUGUUGCUCCUGUCAGAACAAAGACGUCCGAACAACUAAUAUCAACAGAUAUUCACAGCAAUACAUCAAAUUAUAAGUUUACUUAUUCUGUUGAAAUAGUACCUAUAUGUAGAGAUGACCUAAUUUGUUUGCCACUUAAAGUUGCGCGUUCAUUAGGAAACAUAAGUCCUUUGGUGAUAUGUUAUCGUGUCGGUAAUUCCAUUCACGUAAUGGAUCCAAAUACUUUAGCAGUUUCAGAAAUUACAACUUCAACAUAUUGGAGGAAUCCAUUCACUUCAUUGUCAACAAUAAAGAAUUUGGUAGAAUAUUAUGUCUUAGAUGUUGAACCAUUGGGCCCAAAACGUGGAAAGUAUGUUCUUGCCGACAUUCAAGUUGCACGAUCUUCAGAUUUUGGAAAGAAUGAUACCACAUUUUUUGCACGUUCUCAUCUUGGUGCAAUUCUGAAUCCUGGAGAUACGGCUUUAGGAUAUGAUCUUACAUCUUCCAAUUUUAACGACUAUACUUUUGAUACUCUCAAUAGAAAUUCUCUUCCUGAUGUUAUACUUAUCAAAAAAUCUUAUCCACAAAGACGCAGGAAAAAUAAGUCUCGUAAAUGGAAGUUAAAAUCAUUAUCUAAAGAAAAGGAGGAAAUGACUCCUAGAAAACAAGAUGCUGAUAAAAUGGAAGAAGAUUAUGAGUUGUUUUUACAGGAUUUGGAAGAAGAUUCAGAAUUAAGACAGAACAUUAAUCUUUAUAAAUCUAGUAAUGCAAUGGAUGUGGAUACUGCAGCUGAAGAAAGUGCAGCCGAAGAGGAGGAAAGUUUUCCUGAAGUAGGAAUAGAAGAGCUGUUAGAAGAUCUCACGCUAAAUGAUAAAGAUGAAUAA
Messenger RNA from Rhizophagus irregularis DAOM 181602=DAOM 197198, 1491 nucleotides. RefSeq lists its product as uncharacterized. Gene Ontology annotation, cellular component: nucleus; cytoplasm. Gene Ontology annotation, biological process: ribosomal large subunit export from nucleus. NCBI's taxonomy places the organism in Eukaryota, Fungi, Glomeromycota, Glomeromycetes, Glomerales, Glomeraceae. Gene Ontology annotation, molecular function: ribosomal large subunit binding. The record is from RefSeq and is a predicted model, not a curated record.